Messenger RNA from Gorilla gorilla gorilla (western lowland gorilla), 1355 nucleotides. It is a transcript of the gene NGRN, whose product is annotated as neugrin, neurite outgrowth associated. Bases 57 to 932 code for a protein of 291 amino acids. NCBI's taxonomy places the organism in Eukaryota, Metazoa, Chordata, Mammalia, Primates, Hominidae. The record is from RefSeq and is a predicted model, not a curated record. The transcript is spliced from 3 exons. Gene Ontology annotation, cellular component: nucleus.
CCGGCUACUUCCGCUGCUGUUUCGUAGCCGACUGCUGAAGGCUGGUUUGCGUCGACAUGGCGGUUACCCUGAGUCUCUUGCUGGGCGGGCGCGUUUGCGCCGCCGUCACUCGCUGUGGGUUCGCGACCCGGGGGGUGGCGGGCCCAGGCCCUAUUGGCCGGGAGCCGGACCCCGAUUCCGACUGGGAGCCGGAGGAACGGGAGCUGCAGGAGGUGGAGAGCACCCUGAAACGACAGAAACAAGCAAUCCGAUUCCAGAAAAUUCGGAGGCAAAUGGAGGCGCCUGGUGCCCCGCCCAGGACCCUGACGUGGGAAGCCAUGGAGCAGAUCCGGUAUUUACAUGAGGAAUUUCCAGAGUCCUGGUCAGUUCCCAGGUUGGCUGAAGGCUUUGAUGUCAGCACUGAUGUGAUCCGAAGAGUUUUAAAAAGCAAGUUUUUACCCACAUUGGAGCAGAAGCUGAAGCAGGAUCAAAAAGUCAUUAAGAAAGCUGGGCUUGCCCACUCGCUGCAGCACCUCCGGGGCUCUGGAAAUACCUCAAAGCUGCUCCCUGCAGGCCACUCUGUAUCAGGCUCUUUGCUUAUGCCAGGGCAUGAAGCCUCAUCCAAAGACCCAAAUCACAGCACAGCUUUGAAAGUGAUAGAGUCAGACACUCACAGGACAAAUACACCAAGGAGAUGGAAGGGAAGAAAUAAAGAAAUCCAGGACCUGGAGGAGAGCUUUGUGCCUGUUGCUGCACCCCUAGGUCAUCCAAGAGAGCUGCAGAAGUACUCCAGUGAUUCUGAGAGCCCCAGAAGAACUGGCAGUGGUGCGUUGCCAAGUGGUCAGAAGCUGGAGGAGUUGAAGGCAGAGGAGCCAGGUAACUUCAGCAGCAAAGUAGUGCAGAGGGGCCGAGAGUUCUUUGACAGCAAUGGGAACUUCCUGUACAGAAUUUGAGUCGGGGCUUGGCUUGUGGAGAUGCCUCGUGAAACACAGCUGGGCAAGUAUUAAUGUAUAUGGAACAGCCUGGAUUUCUGCAUAUGGAUAAGCCACCUUGGAAUAGGAAGAAGUGUUGAGCCUGGACUGUGGGAGGAAAGAGCUGCGUGGAUAGAUUCAAACUUCCUGUAGUAGUGCUCCCAGUCUGACCUCUGUAGACCUUCAGUACUCACUCUUCUUGCUUAGGCUCUCUGUGUGUUGAAAACCAUCCCGUGUUGCAUGUGUUGUUACAAUUUUCUGUGAUACUUGCAAUUUAUGUUUGAGAGGAAGUGAAAAGUUUGCCUUCUGACCUCAUUUCCUUCUUGAUCAGUGAACACUAACAUUUUGGGGACAACUUAGUCAAUUGGUUUUCCUUACAACAAAAUAAAGUAAAAUGUAGCAGUC